Molecule: messenger RNA, 737 nt
Organism: Laccaria bicolor S238N-H82
Lineage: Eukaryota; Fungi; Basidiomycota; Agaricomycetes; Agaricales; Hydnangiaceae
Exons: 6
Coding region: 1-651 (216 amino acids)
Biological process (GO): transcription by RNA polymerase III
Cellular component (GO): RNA polymerase III complex
Source: RefSeq, a predicted model, not a curated record
AUGUCUCGUGGCGGUGGUGGUCGUGGCGGUCGAGGAGGCGGUCGAGGGGGCUUUGGGGGUGCCAAUAAUCCCCCACCGAUGGGUUUGACGUUCGCAGACCUACAAAACUUGUCCAGGGAGGCGACAGAGCUCUACCCUCCGAUGCGCGUACCGGUAUUCACAGAACCUUCAGAUGAGGAGAAGAAAAUUGCUGAGCUCCAAUUAGGAAUGGCCGCCCGCCUCAGGACUUCACAGUAUUACAUUGUGGAGAAAACAAAAUCUACAGAAUUACCACGUUAUUCUGAUAAGUAUCGGCCCUCGAGCAGCACCCAGCCGACUCUAAAACGAAAAGAUCUCCAUGCACCAUUCUUUCCAACGGAGAUCUUCGAAGACUACUUCAACCCUAAGAGAAGAAGAAAAGCCGCCACAAAGAGUGGCCCCAGCAAAGUCCACUUGAACCUAGAUGACUUGGCAGAUGACGUAGAGGAGGAGAAGUCAUCCGAGGAGCGUUCAGACAUCGGCUCACAGGCAGAUGGAUCUGACUAUGAUGUUGAUGAAGAGUAUGACAACGAUUAUGCUGAAAACUACUUCGAUAAUGGCGAAGGGGAUGAUGUGGAUGACCUUGGAGGAGGAGGGGGCGACGAUGGUGGAGGAGGAGGCGACUACGACUGAUAUAUGGGUUUUCUCUGGCUCCAUAUUUAUAACCACUGCAAUGUAUAACCCCACACGCGUCUUGCAAGUCCUUCCGUCCUUUCUGC